AUGCUUAAAAUCAAUUUUGUCGGAGCCACAUUUGCCGAAGAAAAAUGCUCCGGCCUGGGAGUUAUCAUUCGAGACAGGGAAGGUCUUGUCAUAGCUUCCAUGGCUGCUCGGGUUCCUCAACAGCUCCAGCCUGUUGAGAUUGAAGCUUUGGCUGCCAACAAGGCUCUUGAGUUUGCUAGAGAGAUGGGUAUAUUAGAGGCUGUACUGGAGGGGGACUCUUCACUGGUGAUGACAACUUUGAACUCAAAAAACCCCGAGCUAGCUCCUUUUGGCUUGCUGUUACAAGAUUCUUUAAAUUUAUCUGCAGGUUUCUCUAAAUUGUCCUACUCUCACAUUAAGAGAGAGGGCAACACAAUUGCACACAACUUGGCUCAGUUAGCAGUUAAUUUUCCAAAUUGUGUAAUUUGGAUGGAAGAUGCUCCAUCUGAUGUACUGUCUUCCUACCCUGCUGGUUUAGCUGGUAUUCCUUAA
Messenger RNA from Quercus lobata, 471 nucleotides. RefSeq lists its product as uncharacterized. The transcript has a single exon. The record is from RefSeq and is a predicted model, not a curated record. The coding region runs from base 1 to 471 and encodes 156 amino acids. NCBI's taxonomy places the organism in Eukaryota, Viridiplantae, Streptophyta, Magnoliopsida, Fagales, Fagaceae. Gene Ontology annotation, molecular function: RNA-DNA hybrid ribonuclease activity; nucleic acid binding.